Molecule: messenger RNA, 6020 nt
Organism: Oncorhynchus mykiss (rainbow trout)
Lineage: Eukaryota; Metazoa; Chordata; Actinopteri; Salmoniformes; Salmonidae
Source: RefSeq, a predicted model, not a curated record
CCACCCAUUUCUCAAACGGUACAGUCCCGUUAUAAUCGGGAAGAGCCAGGACCUGUACAGUCCCGUUAUACUCGGUCAGAGCUAGGAGCGUUACAGUCCCGUUAUACUCGGGUAGAGCGAGGCGCUCCGAAUAGCGGUUUGAGGAAUGAGGCGGAAAAGGCGAGGAGAACAUGUACACAGGACUUCUCUAAACGAAAAUGCUUUGAUAUGGAAGAUGUGUUUGUUGCUGAGAUGGUGGAUUCCUGUACUAUUCCUGACAGAUCUCCCAUCAAGCUCAGCCAUCCAGGUCUCCUCUCGUGAAGACAAGAAGUAUGCCACGCUGUUCCAGUCGGUGGUCCUGCCGUGUCAAUACUCCAGCAUGUCCACCCAGACGCCUGUGGUCCAAUGGUGGUACAAGUCUUACUGCCGCGACCGCACCCGCGACGCCUUCAGCUUCCCGGAGGGCCUGGGGGUACGGGGCUCCUCGUCCCAUCUAGACUGCUCCGAUUCUAGCCGCACCGUCCGCGUGGUGGCCUCCGUCACCGGAUCCUCCAUCACCCUGGCCGAGCACUACAAGGGCAGAGAUAUUACUAUCAUCAACAAGGCUGACCUGCGUAUCGGGGAGCUCCAGUGGGGAGACAGUGGGGUUUACCUGUGUAAGGUGAUCAUCUCUGACGACCUCGAGGGCAGGAAUGAGGCCCCUGUGGAGCUUCUGGUGUUGGGUAAGACAGGUACAGGUGUGUCAGAUGAUCUCCUGCCUGACUUUGAUGUGAAGAUUAUGCCAGAAUGGGCCUUUGUGGGCUCGGUAGCCCUGGGUAUUAUCCUGUUCAUUUUGCUGUUUGGUGUGUGUUGGUGCCAGUGCUGUCCUCACUCCUGCUGCUGUUAUGUGUCCUGUUGGUGCUGCCCUGAGACCUGCUGCUGCCCACGACACUUGUACGAGGCAGGAAAGGGGUUGAGGAGCAGGGCUUCGUCCCCCCAGAUCGCUGUCUAUCCACCCUACUACGUACCUGGGGUCCCGGCCAUGGUCCCCAUCGCUCCCCCCUCCCUGGUGGACACCACGAUGAUGUCCGCUCCCCCCUCUGUGUCAGAGAGCAGUGCAGCUGGAGUGCGGCCUGUGUACCGGCUGCAGUCUACUCUGGAUCAGUCCUCUCUGGAUCAGGACUCUCUGAAGGUGUUGCAGCACGUAGAGAAACAGCUGGCUCUUUUCCACCCGGCCAAGGCCCAGAGCCACGACUCCUGCAGUAUCUCAGAGCUCAGUUCUCUCCAUGAGGUGGAUACAGGGGGUUUCCGUCAGUCUUACCGCCAGAUACAGAAGAAGGCCCUGCCAGCCAUCCCUGACCACGACCGUGACCUUGAAGACAUCCCUGACCUCCAUCAUCCCUCGUCCUCCUCUCAGACCCGUCGCCCCACACGCUACCAGCACCGCCGCAACCGCAGCAUUGAGGAGGACCAUCAUCAUGAUAAUAACAGCAGGUGGAACCCUCGUUCGGAGCACCUGCAGCGUAAGGCCUUCCUCCUGGGUGGGAAGUCAGGCUCUCUGGAUGAGCUGGAGGAGUUUUCCCAGUGCUACAGACAGAGAGGCCCCAGGGAGGAGCUCACCGUCAGGGACAUCAGAGACACCGACCAGGAGUACGAGAGACUGGAGCUGCGGGAACGAGAAGGUGACCGGGAUAGGGAUCGAGAUCGGGAAUACUGUCCGCCUUCUUACCGGGACAAGACGACGAAACGUGGUUACCGUGACAACAGAGAUUGCGAUGACCGUGCAGAGACUUGGCGAGAACGAGAUCGCCAAGAGGAUUGCCAUGGAGAUCGUCAGGGAAACCGACAACGCAGUCCGCCACCCUCGCCCAAGAAGAGACGGGGCACGUGGGACAACGAGCUGGAGCAGCGCCCCCCUAAACCCCCCGCCCCUCCUCCCCCUCCUCGCCAGAGCCCCCGGGGGCGGGACUACGAUGACGAACUCCUGAGCACUCUUUUGGAGCGCAAGACCAGACGGGGUGGGGCCAGUGACAGUGGAGGUGAUAGGGGCAGGGGAGGGGGGCGCAGCGAAGAGGACACGCCCUCAGACACACCCUCUAAGGGUUCUAAGGGCUCUAAGAAGAGCAGCGGCAGUGGCGGUGAGCGUCACCAUGGCCGUUGUCCUAGCAACAGGGAGGUGGAGUUGGUAUUAGACUCACGGGGAGAAGACUCUCUACCCCCGUACUGCCAGACUGCGUUAGAGCGGUUCAGAGCCGCUGAGCGCCCCUCCCCCUCCCCUCGCCCCUCCACCCAUUCUUCCCGCCCCUCCAACGGAGGCUCCACCCAUAGCCACGCCCAUACCCUACAGCAGGAGAGCGGAGAGGAGCGGGAUAAGCCCCGGAAAGUGGUAUGGAGGCUCACCUUAACAGAUAUACUGUGACUCAGGUGAGAAAGGAAUCUGUUUUAGAAGUCAUUGCACCUGUGCCUCUUUAGCCAGAGAGAUAAGCAGAAUCAGACCAUAAUAAGAAAAGCUGGAAAACUAUCGUCAAGAUCUGAACCUGAACCACUUUGCUUACCUUUUAUAGCGUUCCUUUCUGCUAUUUUUUUGGGGGGGGUUUCUUAUUCCCUGGGUUUGUUUUUCUAAUCUAAUGGUUUACAACUGUGUUUAUAUGGACUUUUAUGGAUCUAACUCCAUUUGUCUGCAAUCAGUUACAAUUAAAAGGCACAGGUGAUUAGAUAUCACAUUUGUUCAACUUAACAUAUUGACUAGCACUACUACUACUACAACUACUACUACUACCACCACUACUACUACUACUACUACUACUACCACUACUACUACUUGGCUAAUGCCAGCGUUGUGUUCAGCCUUCUAACAGUUUUUUUUUUUUUACCUCAGUUGAAAUGGCAGAGCCAGGUCAAAUCUCUUUGUAACCUUUGUGCCCCCAAUGUGACCCCAGAACCUGACGUCACUUAUCCUUCUUAUUCUGCCUGCUUGCUUCUCCUCUCCCAACUAACUGACAGAGCUGGGCUUGCUGCUCCUCUCCCAACUAACUGACAGAGCUGGGCUUGCUGCUCCUCUCCCAACUAACUGACAGAGCUUGGCUUACUGCCCCUCUCCCAACUAACUGACAGAGCUGGGCUUGCUUCUCCUCUCCCAACUAACUGACAGAGCUUGGCUUGCUGCUCCUCUCCCAACUAACUGACAGAGCUUGGCUUGCUGCCCCUCUCCCAACUAACUGACAGAGCUUGGCUUGCUGCUCCUCUCCCAACUAACUGACAGAGCUUGGCUUGCUGCCCCUCUCCCAACUAACUGACAGAGCUUGGCUUGCUGCUCCUCUCCCAACUAACUGACAGAGCUUGGCUUGCUGCUCCUCUCCCAACUAACUGACAGAGCUGGGCUUGCUGCUACUCUCCCAACUAACUGACAGAGCUGGGCUUGCUGCCCCUCUCCCAACUAACUGACAGAGCUUGGCUUGCUGCUCCUCUCCCAACUAACUGACAGAGCUGGGCUUGCUGCUCCUCUCCCAACUAACUGACAGAGCUGGGCUUGCUUCUCCUCUCCCAACUAACUGACAGCGCUUGGCUUGCUGCUCCUCUCCCAACUAACUGACAGAGCUUGGCUUGCUACUCCUCUCCCAACUAACUGACAGAGCUUGGCUGAGACGAGCGGGGUAUUUUCACCAUUACACUGGGCCAAAUGAGCACAAAGCACAGCUUCCAUCACUCUGCACACACGUGACUAACGUGAAGCUCUCUUGCUGUUUUCUUUUAACAGAGCACUCUUCUUAGCAGAGACUCUCUCAUAGUUUGAUGCCUGGAGAGGACACAUACAGACUCUGGGAAAGACACUGGGGAUAAUCCUCUACCCCCCCCCAUCACCCCACACAGGGGAUCAUCCUCUACCCCCCCAUCACCCCACACUGGGGAUAAUCCUCUACCCCCCCCCAUCACCCCACACAGGGGAUCAUCCUCUACCCCCCCAUCACCCCACACAGGGGAUCAUCCUCUACUCCCCCAUCACCCCACACUGGGGAGGAGAGAGGUUCUCAGAGCACACUAGGCAAGCAGAGAACCCCAUGGAGAGGUCAGUGACCAGCAGAGGGAAUGGCUACCUCUGAGUGACAGGCAGUACAACCACUGGACUGACCAUGGCACAGGACGUGGGAGGGUCUGAUCAGACUUUAGAUACACAUCAAUCACCAUGACCUAAGAAGAAGAGUACUGUUCAGAGCUGUGACAAAGACCUCUGGAUGCACAGGACAAAUAGCACUGUGUGUGUGUGUGAGACGAAGUAUGGUGCUUAUUCCUGUCUGCUCUUUUGUGUGUGAGAGUGAAUAGUUUCUCCAUCUCCCUCUCCAUUCUAUUCUCCUCUCUCACUAACAACACACACUGAAUGACGAUGUCAUUCCGGAGUUUCUGUCACUGCCACCUCUACACAGUGCAACGCUCUCUCUGUGAAGUCGCUGAAUGAUGAUGUCACUCUGGAGUUUCUGCCACAGCCUGCACCACCACUGCCCAGUCACGGUCGAAGGCCGCCGUUGAGACAACGUUUGGAUUCUGUUGUGUGAAUGGUCUGGAUCCCCCAUACCAUUGUGUUUUUCAGUGUAAAGCACCUGUUGGCCUUGCUUGGCCUUGACUCUGUGGAUAGAGGACACAGUGUUUCUUAAUCAUUGUGUUUAAUGUAAUGAUACAAUGUGGGUUAUACCCAGUAAGUUUGGACUAGAGGGUACUACUAACAGAGCCGGGGAGAGAAACUGGAACUUUAGGGACGGCAGGUAGCCUAGCGGUUAAGAGCGAAAGGUUGGUGGUUCAAAUCCUCGAGCCGCCUAGGGUGAAAAGAAAUGUGUUGAUGUGCCCUUGAGCAAGGCACUUAACCCUAAUCGCUCCUGUAAGUUGCUCUGGAUAAGAGCGUCUGCUAGAUGACGUAAAUGUACUGGGUUGUGAUUAUGUGCCAUCUAUCCUUCGAAGACUGUAUUUGGUUUAUAAUAGUUUUAUACAUAGUUUAUCAACUCUGCCUGUCUCUGUGUUAAAUCAUGUUGUGAUUACAAUGCAGUAAAUGAUUGUGCAAGUGUAACUGAAAGCACUUGUGGGUAUGUCUGUGUGUGUUUAAGAUAAGAUAACCAAGGUGUGUUUAGUUUUCUUAUCAUUGUUGUGUAAACUGCUAAACACACAACUUUAUCUCCACUCAUUAGCACUUACACACACACACACACACACACACACACACAUUUACUGACCUUCAUGCAAAUAUACUGGCUGUCAACUUACCACAGCUCUUUCUCGCGCCUUGUAGAAGGAUUCGUUACAAUUGUUCAUGUUUAGUGUCGUUUUUUUCCACUUCUUUCAGUGUAGUUAUUGCUCAUAGCUUUUGUGCUUUUCUAUGUUAUUUUCUUUCUAUGCUUGUUCUACGUCAUCGUGUUCCUGUGUUCCAUUUAUCUGUCUGUCAAUGAGACGGUUGUUUCACAGCCCAGCUCCCUGUCUGUCAAUGAGACGGUUGUUUCACUGAGUUGAAGUCAUAGGCGACAGGCAACAAUGGCUUUGUCUAUUUAUGAUCAUCACCAACUGACUGUUACUCUAAGAGAUCUGGUAAUCACACACACACACACACACACACACACACACACACACAGUAUCUUGGAAAGUGCAUGUUGGUGAACACUAAACGGCGGCAGGGUAGCCUAGCGGUUAGAGUGUUGGACUAGUAACCGAAAGGUUGCAAGUUCAAAUCCCCGAGCUGACAAGGUACAAAUCUGUCGUUCUGCCCCUGAACAGGCAGUUAACCCACUGUUCCUAGGCCGUCAUUGAAAAUAAGAAUGUGUUCUUAACUGACUUGCCUGGUUAAAUAAAGGUAAAAUAAAUAAACACUGAAGUUGUAUUUCUCCUUUAGGUCACCUUGUUAUAGUAACUUAUACCAUAACUGGGGCUUUUUGCAAUAACACUUACCGUCCGUUACAAACUAAUGCCUAAUUAACUAUUAUUUAUUAUUUACCUCCAGAGACGCAGUUUAACCACAGCCUUUACCUCAAAUACUGUUGACCAGGCAGCUUCAAUCUCAUUCAAUAAAGUCUACUUAAUCUACA